GUAAAACCACCGGUGCGGGGUGUUGCUUUUCGUAUUCUCGUAUUCCUCAGAGUCUUACCCAUUAGUUGUUUUCAAUUCUCAACAAGUGUCGUUUGUAAAUCAAAAUGUCUAUGUCGUUAGUGCGUUUGAUUAAAGUUGAGACCCGCCUCCUUACACAACGAUGCUAUUCAUCAAGCUCGGCCCCAACGACUAAACUUUUCAUCGAUGGCAAAUUUGUUGAGUCCAAAACAAAGGAUUGGAUUGAUCUGCACGAUCCUGCUACAAACAAAGUGGUCACAAGAGUUCCGAAAGCAACUCCUGAAGAAAUGCAGCAAGCCUUAGAGUCUUCAAAGAAAGCUUUUAAGAGCUGGUCUCAAACUUCGGUUCUAUCGCGACAACAAAUUAUGUUUAAUCUUCAAGCUCUCAUAAAAAAGAAUAUGGCCGAAUUGGCCAAAAAUAUCACCCAGGAGCAAGGAAAAACUUUGAUUGAUGCUGAGGGUGAUGUCUUGCGUGGUCUUCAGGUUGUUGAACACUGCUGCAGCAUACCAUCUCUAACUAUGGGAGAACAUGUGCCCAACAUUGCCAAGGAUAUGGAUAGUUACUCUUUGACUUUGCCAUUGGGAGUAACUGCUGGAAUUGCUCCUUUUAACUUCCCUGCUAUGAUUCCAUUAUGGAUGUUCCCAGUAGCAAUCACUUGUGGAAACACGAGCAUCAUUAAACCCUCAGAGCGCGUUCCAGGAGCCACAAUGAUGCUCAUGGAGCUUUUAAACGAAGCCGGGUGCCCACCAGGAGUCGUGAAUGUUAUCCACGGCGCACAUGAUUCCGUGAACUUCAUCUGUGACGCUCCUGAAAUUAAAGCAGUUUCAUUUGUUGGCUCUGACCAAGCUGGUAAAUAUAUUUAUGAGCGUGCAGGCCGUAAUGGAAAACGUGUCCAAAGCAACAUGGGUGCUAAGAACCAUGGUGUAAUAAUGGCUGAUGCUAACAAAGAAAACACUUUAAACCAACUUACCGGUGCAGCAUUUGGGGCCGCCGGUCAACGUUGCAUGGCACUCUCAACAGCUGUAUUCGUUGGAGAGGCGCAGAAGUGGAUUCCAGAUUUGGUGGAACGUGCCCAAAAAUUGAAAGUCAACGCUGGGCACCUUCCUGGAACUGACAUUGGACCAGUUAUUAGCCCAGAAUCUAAGCAGCGAAUCUUUGACUUGGUUCAAUCAGGAGUUGAUGAAGGUGCCAAAUUGCUUUUAGACGGCCGAAAUAUUAAGGUUCCUGGAUACGAGGGGGGUAAUUUUGUCGGACCAACAAUAUUGUGCAAUGUUAGUCCACAAAUGAAGUGCUACAAGGAAGAAAUUUUUGGACCUGUACUCGUUAUUUUGAAUGCGGAUACAAUUGAUGAUGCUAUUGAGCUAAUAAACAAAAACCCAUAUGGAAAUGGAACAGCUAUAUUCACAACUAAUGGAGCAACUUCAAGAAAAUUUGUGAAUGAAAUUGACGUGGGACAAGUUGGCGUAAAUGUGCCUAUUCCAGUGCCACUUCCAAUGUUCUCUUUCACUGGUUCGCGAGGCAGUUUUAUGGGUGAUCAUCACUUUUAUGGUAAACAAGGAGUUAAGUUUUACACACAAACUAAGACUGUGACUCAAUUGUGGCGCCAAACUGAUGUCAGCCAUACUCAAGCUGCCGUUGCAAUGCCCACAAUGAAGUAAAGUCGAGAUAUAAUUAAGUUAAGUCGUAAGGGUUAAUGAAAAAACUAAAUACUCAUGUUAAUGAAGUCUUUACGGUCAGUUGAUUUAUGCUUCUUUUUACUGAUUUGCAUUUAUAGUUAUACCAAUAAUAUGUGAAGGUGUAUAGUACAUAGGUAUAUAGUGAAGCGAUUGUAUAUUUUUUAAUAAGUUAUUGUAAUAGAACUUUUUUUUGUAUUUUAUUAGAUUAAAUAAACUCAACAUCAAAAAACAUACAAUG
Molecule: messenger RNA, 1932 nt
Organism: Episyrphus balteatus (marmalade hoverfly)
Lineage: Eukaryota; Metazoa; Arthropoda; Insecta; Diptera; Syrphidae
Product: probable methylmalonate-semialdehyde dehydrogenase [acylating], mitochondrial
Exons: 3
Coding region: 105-1676 (523 amino acids)
Biological process (GO): thymine catabolic process; L-valine catabolic process
Cellular component (GO): mitochondrion
Molecular function (GO): malonate-semialdehyde dehydrogenase (acetylating, [NAD(P)+]) activity; methylmalonate-semialdehyde dehydrogenase (acylating, NAD+) activity
Source: RefSeq, a predicted model, not a curated record